AGAUUUGUUUUAUUUUUGUUGUCUGUCGCUGGUCACAUCAUUAAAAUGAUGGAAAACUUAAUUUGUACGGUAGGCAAGAAAACAGACGAUAUUAGAGACGAAUCUACAUUUAAAUACAAUAACGAUCUAUAUGAAAAAUUAAUGAUAUGGCAGGAUUUCGAGCAGUUAAUUGCAAUUGACAAAAGUUCGGGGUUUUACUUACAACCGUUGUCGAUUAACAACAUUCCUUACUUAGUGUUGUGCUAUAAAGAAACUAGACUCAGAGAAAAAUUGACAAAUGCUUUGCUAAAUCAACGAAAAUUUGUGAUUGGUUCAUUUUUUGAAGUCGAUGAAGAGUUCCAGCAAGACACAAGCAUUUUGGAUAUAGAAUCAGACGAAAAAGAGUUCUUGACUAUUGACAAUUUCUAUGAUAAACUUAAAGAAGCACAUGCUAGUGAUGAUCUCAGCUCAUUUCCAGGCGUUCAACAUCCAAUGCUUAAAAGUACAACAAUUCUCCGUCCAUAUCAAGUUAGAGGUGUCAAAUGGAUGCUUAAAAGGGAGCUUCAAACUGAAUAUGUACCAACAAACUUUAUCAAAAUGAAGUCAAAAUUUAAUGCACAACAAAAAUACUUUUACAAUAAGUAUACUCAGGAAUUUUACAGACACAACCCAGAACAGAAUUUAGCCUUUCCAAAAGGAGGAAUGUUAUGUGAUGAGAUGGGUUUAGGAAAGACUCUUGAAAUGAUUACGUUAAUAUUAAUGAAUACAACAAAGAGAGGCAAGAAAAGACAUUUUGAAGAAGACAUGACAGAGGAAGUGCUAGAAAGACUUAAACCGACUAAGAAGCAUAAAGUUAAGUGUGUCUGUCAUUCCGAUAAAAAGAAGAGCAUGUCCAACAUGAUAAUUUGUAAAAACUGUUUUAAUGCACAGCACAUUACCUGCGUAUUCCAAAGAAACAUAACUGAAGACGAUAAAUGCAAUUAUUUGUGUCCGCAUUGCUGGAAAUCUUCAGAAAAAAUCAUUCAAUCUUCUACAACCAUUGUCAUAACUCCAUUAUCAAUUAAGAAUCAAUGGACGAGUGAAUUUAAGAGGCACAUAGCUGAUAAAAACUUUAAAGUUCUGUCUUAUAAUGGAAUCUCAAAUGGCUGGAUCUCUCCAGACGAAUUAGCAACUUAUGACUGUGUAGUAACUGAUUUUAAUACAUUAUCGAAAGAGCUCUACUUUACUGAGACUAUAGACAGACAAUUAAGAGGAGCUAAGAAGUUUGAAUAUCCUCCAUCGCCAUUAAUUCAUGUCAAUUGGUGGCGCGUGAUAUUAGAUGAAGCACAAAUGGUUGAGAACAAGAACACACGUCCAAGCCAAAUGGUUAAGCAACUUCCAGCAGUCAAUCGUUGGUGUAGUACCGGCACACCGAUUGAAAAAGGUGCUGUUCAUUAUUUAUAUGGCUUAAUUUAUUUCCUCGAUCUUCAUCCAUAUGACAAUUCUGAAGUAUUUAAUAAGCUUUGGCUAGACUAUAAAAACGGAUAUCCAAAAAGACUGAUAGAAAUGCUUUCUAAAGUUAUGUGGCGAACAUGCAAGAAGGAUGUUGAGCAUGAAAUUCAAAUUCCAGAACAAAAGGAAAUCAUUCAUUAUGUGGAAAUGAGUGACCUUCAAAAAUGCUUUUAUCAGCAAGUCCACAUUAGUACAAAACCUGAAUUCUUGAGACAUGUCCAAAACUUCUUGAUGCGAAAUAGUCGAGAAAUUGAUCCAUUUACAAAUGAAAGAAGAAUCGAUCAUUCAUUGAUGGACCGAAAAAUUUAUGAAUUGGAUAAUACAACUUUAAAGUCAUUAAUGGAACCUCUGAGAAAAAUUCGUCAGGAUUGCACUAUUGCCAAUUUAUUCUCUAACACUAAUGAUCAAACUCGAGUCAAGCAGACAUUGCGAGCAGAACAAUUACAUGAACAUCUAGUAUCAAAGGCAUCGAUUGAAUGUAAAUCAGCACUAAGAACAAUUUGUUCAAGUUUGAACGGUAUGGCAGCUAUAAAGAUAGCAGAAAUGAAGUAUGAUGAUGCGAUGUCUUAUUAUGGUCAAGUUUUUCGAUUUGCUAGAGAUUAUACAGGAGUUGUCAGUGUCGAUUCGAUGCUUCAAAUCCAUUCGUACCAUAACAUGAUUGAGGCUAAAUUAUUGUCAAGUAACUCGACAGACUUCCCAGAAAAAGAAGAAUAUACAAGAGAGAUGGGAAAAAUGGAAUGGAAAUACAUCAGCAAUUAUUAUGACAAAGUUGAAACUUUAAAUAAGGAACUUGAUGAAAUUAAAGUGAGCCUGGUGUCAGCAACAAGAGAAUAUUCAGACCGUAAUGGAUUUUGGUGGCGUGACAUUGUCGAAUCUCAAAGAACAAGCGAGGAAGAAAUGAGAUUUUAUGAGAUGCUGAAUACUGAAUUGAUGUCAUCUGCUGGAUCUCAAAUAACUGGCGCAAUAAGAAGCACUUAUGGCAUACAAUUAGUAAUAACGGAAUGGAUGGACAAGUUUGAACGGUUCACAAAUGAAAUUAUGAAGAGAUUCAAAAGUCUCAGCUAUAUCAUUAAGAAUCUACGUCCAUCAUAUGAGUUAUCAGAUGAAGUCAAUGAGAAAAUACUGAACCUGACUCAAGCUGCACUUUAUUGUCAUUUAAAUCUCGAGGAAAGUGACGACGACGGACCAAGAAAAAUAUCAGAACCGAAAGAUCCAAGAAAUAUGUGUGAAAUGUGCAAGUUAAAGAAGAAAUUGGAUGAAUAUGAAUGCACACUGUUUAAUAAGACACUUGUUGAUCAAAAUGUUGAAGGAACUUGGAAUCCACGAGCUGAAGAACGUCUGCUUAAUGCCAUUUUGACGUAUGCACGACGACAUCGAUUUGAUGAAGAGAACAUUGAAAUGGGAAAGAACUUUUUUAAGUACCUGAAAGCAUUAAAGGAUAGAUAUAAGUUAUUAGCACAGUUGUGGGUUGAGACAAAUUACACAAUUUGUGCAUUUGAUGAGAUCCGAAUGUGUAAAAUGAGAAUGCAAGUUGUGGAAUCAACAGAGGAACUAACAGAUGAAGAUGUUAAAUACAGAUUGAAAAUAACAAGACAUCAAACUCAGGAACAACUGCAAAUCUUUAAAUCACAAAUGCAAGAAGCUGAAAUAUUAUUUACACGACUUCAUGGACGAAUUAAGUAUCUUGAGCAUUUAAAAGAGAAAAAUGACAAUGUGGAAUGUCCAAUAUGUACAAAUCAAGCUACAGAACGAUAUUAUGUAACUAUUUGUGGACAUGUCAUUUGUGCUCAAUGCUUCAUCAUCCUUACAAAAGAUAAAAGGCGCUCAUUUAUGAAAAUAAAUUGUCCUGUAUGCAGAACGAGCCAGGAAAUUGCUAAUAUCUAUGCUGUAACUUGUAGUGAUGCUCCAUCAACAUCUGGUGUCAAAAUUACUGGAAGUUAUUCACCAAAAAUUGAUGAGAUUAUUCGCUGCAUCUUGAAACUUAAGGAAGACGAGCCUGAUGUCAAAAUUUUAAUCUUUUCUCAUUGGGACUCAAUCCUAAGUGCUAUUAUUUAUGGAUUAAAAGAGAAUAGCAUAACUUAUCGUUCUUCAUUCGGUUCCAACUUCAACAAGCAAAUUGAUGAAUUUAAAGACUAUAAUCAAGGAGUAACAUGUAUGAUGCUUAACCUUAAAUUUGGCGGAAAAGGUUUAAAUCUGACAGAAGCAACUCACGUCUUUCUGGUUGAGCCAAUUUUAAAUGCGGACGAGGAGAUGCAAGCUGUUGGAAGAAUUCAUCGAAUCGGUCAAACAAGAUCGACUUUUGUCCACAAAUUUAUCACCAAAAACACAAUUGAAGCUUUUAUUUUUGAUAAAAUUAUCCAAGAAAAGGAUUACUGGAUUCAUAAGCAAUUUACAAUUAGGGAUCUUGAGGAUGUCUUUUCAGUACAAUAUGAUGGCAGUCAGAAUAAUCCUGUAUCGUUGUAUUAAGGACAGCUAUUGCAUUUUUCCGUAUUAUUUUCUUUUUAAGUCAAGUUUAAUUUAAAUCUGCAGAUUAAAAUUUUUAAUCCAGAG
This is a messenger RNA of Chironomus riparius, 4020 nucleotides long. Lineage: Eukaryota; Metazoa; Arthropoda; Insecta; Diptera; Chironomidae. The record is from the annotation of a GenBank genome assembly.